This is a messenger RNA of Rubroshorea leprosula, 1134 nucleotides long. The record is from the annotation of a GenBank genome assembly. NCBI's taxonomy places the organism in Eukaryota, Viridiplantae, Streptophyta, Magnoliopsida, Malvales, Dipterocarpaceae.
CAAACCAUAAAACAGAAAAGCAAAAGCUAUACAGUCCUAUCCUACACAAUGAGUUCCAUCUAUGCGUUUUCUUUCCUCUUUUCUGCUCUCUACUUACUCACCAUGGCCUCUGCAGCCACAUUCGAUAUCCAAAACAAGUGUUCUUACGUUGUUUGGGCUGCCGCAGUCCCCGUAGGUGGUGGUAAACAGCUCAACCCAGGAGAACUCUGGCAAAUCAACGUAGCCUCUGGUACGACACAAGCCCGCAUUUGGGCACGAACCAACUGCCAAUUUGAUGCCUCUGGAAGAGUCCUAUCCUACACAAUGAGUUCCAUCUCUGUGUUUUCUUUCCUCUUUUCUGCUCUCUACUUACUCAACAUGGCCUCCGCAGCCACAUUUGAUAUUCGAAACAACUGUCCUUACGUUGUUUGGGCUGCCGCAGUCCCUGUAGGAGGUGGCAGACGUCUUAACUCAGGCGAAACCUGGCAGAUCAAUGUAGCCUCUGGGACAACACAAGCCCGCAUCUGGGCACGAACCAACUGCCAAUUUGAUGCCUCUGGAAGAGGUAGUUGCCAGACAGGCGAUUGCCAGGGACUCCUUGAAUGCAAAGCCUACGGCUCCCCACCCAACACUUUGGCCGAGUUCGCUCUUGGCCAGUUUGCCAACCAGGACUUUAUCGACAUCUCCAACAUUGACGGGUUUAAUGUUCCCAUGGAGUUCAGAUCCAACUCCCCUGGGUGCAGCCGUGUGAUCAAGCGUACUGCUGAUAUUGUAGGACAAUGUCCAAACGAGUUGAAGGUCCCUGGAGGGUGCAACGGGCCGUGUCCAGUGUUCAAGACAGAGGAGCACUGUUGCAACUCUGGCAAUUGUGGGCCUACAAACUUCUCCAGAUUUUUUAAGGAGAGAUGUCCAGAUGCUUACAGCUAUCCCAAGGAUGAUCCGACUAGCUUGUUCACUUGUCCCACAGGAACCAACUAUAAGGUUAUAUUUUGCCCUUGAAGGCUUACUGAAACUAGUCCUAAUUAAGCUUUACAUUUCUGGAAAAAAAAUAAAAGAUUGAGAAAUGGCUAUAUAGAGUUAGUCAUUUUGGGCAUAUAUCUCGUGAUGUAGUGAUGUGCCAUUAUGCUAUAGUAGCAAUAAAUUAGUUCCAGAUUU